Dovyalis caffra is the source of this 429-nucleotide messenger RNA. The record is from the annotation of a GenBank genome assembly. NCBI's taxonomy places the organism in Eukaryota, Viridiplantae, Streptophyta, Magnoliopsida, Malpighiales, Salicaceae.
AUGGAUACGGUAGAGGAACGAAAGUGGCUCUCCAGAGAGGAAAGCAGCUCGACCGGUAGGGGCCCGCUCGACCAAAGGGAGAGGGAGAGCGAGCAGGGCCAUCGAUUGACUGCCUCUCCCUAUUGGUCUUCGCUUCAUGUCCUGAAUAAGCAAUCGGAGAAGUCACUUAGAAGACGCAAGUGCCACCUUCGAGAACCAUCUUCUAUCAAUACUGAAGUUGGGAUUCAUGAAAGGUAUUAUCUGUAUUCUCCCAAUUCUCUAGCUAUCCUUCUGCUUUCUCUUGUGCUGGCCAGCCUUCUUAAGCUCUUUUUGAACUACCGUCUGACAUUGCCUGCUGUGAAAGAUCAAGAAAUGGCUUUACCGGUGGGUGCUCCCUGUCCAACUGGUACUUUCCUUAUGACUCCGACUGUGGUGAAGAUCCCAACAUGA